AUGGAACACUAUCUGGUUCUGGCUGGAUUACACACUUUUCUUCCGGUGGGAUAUGGCGAGUCAUACGCCCACCUCUGGCAAGAAAAAAAGAAGAACAAGAAGCAAUUAUGGCGCGUAUUCGAAGGUUUGCUAGCUUUUGUUUAUGACACGGGAGUAACCGACACACUGGAAAGUUAA
Molecule: messenger RNA, 177 nt
Organism: Plasmopara halstedii
Lineage: Eukaryota; Oomycota; Peronosporomycetes; Peronosporales; Peronosporaceae
Exons: 2
Coding region: 1-177 (58 amino acids)
Source: RefSeq, a predicted model, not a curated record